Messenger RNA from Chinchilla lanigera (long-tailed chinchilla), 1859 nucleotides. It is a transcript of the gene Slc7a13, whose product is annotated as solute carrier family 7 (anionic amino acid transporter), member 13. Gene Ontology annotation, biological process: amino acid transmembrane transport. Gene Ontology annotation, cellular component: membrane. Bases 99 to 1517 code for a protein of 472 amino acids. Gene Ontology annotation, molecular function: L-amino acid transmembrane transporter activity. The record is from RefSeq and is a predicted model, not a curated record. Lineage: Eukaryota; Metazoa; Chordata; Mammalia; Rodentia; Chinchillidae. The transcript is spliced from 4 exons.
UUUACUUCUGAAGAUCCAUGGAUAUCCUUUCCAGAAAAAUAGGCCAGAAAACUCUAGAAAUUGUAAUUGACAUAGAAUCUUAAAAUUUAUCAAUUACAAUGGGUAAAGAGGAGAAAAUACAUCUCAAGAGAGAACUUGGAUAUUUCUGGGGCACAAAUUUUUUAAUUAUUAAUGUAAUUGGUGCUGGUAUUUUUGUGUCCCCCAAAGGGGUGCUAGAGCACUCUUGCAUGAACGUCGGGAUCUCCCUGUGUAUCUGGGGUGCCUGUGCUGUAUUAGCCAUAACAUACACUCUCUGCUUUGCAGAGAUCGGUAUAACCUUCCCAUGCAGCGGAGCUCACUACUAUUUCAUCAAGAGAUGCUUCGGCCCCGUAGCUGCUUUCCUGAGACUCUGGACGAACUUGUUUACCGGGGCAGGGAUAGUUGCUAGUCAAGCCCUACUCCUUGCUGAGUACAGCAUCCAGCCUUUUUACCCCAGUUGCUCAAUCCCUAAGCUUCCCAUGAAAUGCGUGGCGCUGGCCAUGCUGUGGGUAGUGGGAAUUCUGAACUGUCGUGGUGUGAAAGAGGUGACUUGGCUUCAGACAGUGAGCACGGUGCUGAAAGUGAGCAUCCUUAGCCUCAUUUCCCUGAGUGGAGUGGUCAUGCUGGUGAGAGGGAAGCAAGUGAAUGUAGAAAGGUUGCAGAAUGCUUUUGAUGCUGAAUUUCCAGCUGCUUCCCAGAUAAUUGAAGCCGUCUUCCAAGGAUAUUUUGCAUUUUCAGGAGGGGGAUGCUUUACAUGUGUGGCAGGAGAGCUGAAGAAACCCAGAGAGACAAUUCCCAAAUGCAUAUUUACAGCAUUCCCUCUGUUGACUGUGCUCUAUUUACUGGUUAACAUUUCCUACAUGACUGUUCUGACGCCCAGAGAAAUUCUUUCUUCAGAUGCUGUGGCUAUCACAUGGACUGAUAGAGUUAUCCCCCAAUUAACAUGGUUUAUUCCUUUUGCUAUUUCUGCCUCAUUAUUUAGCAAUCUUCUGAUUAAUGUACUUCAAACCUCAAGAGUGCUAUAUAUUGCUGGCCAGCAAGGCCAGCUGCCUUUAUUAUUUAAUACACUUAAUAUUCACUCCUCUCCACUGAUAGCUGUGCUAUUAAAUAUCACAAUGGGAUCCAUUGCAAUUGUCAUAACAAACCUAAUUGAACUGAUAAACUAUCUUUAUUUUGUGAUUUCCAUUUGGACUGUAUUAUCAAUGAUAGGAUUACUGAAACUGAGAUACCAGGAACCCAAUCUACACAGACCGUAUCAGGUCUUUAUGCCGUUCAUAUUCAUAACCAUGGCCAUGACCCUCAGCAUGGUUUUGAUACCACUGGUAAAGUCUCCAAAGAUGCACUAUAUCUACGUACUUCUAUUUCUUCUCAGUGGACUACUGUUUUACAUACCUUUCACAUACCUUAAGCUGAAGUUGGUUUGUUUUGAAAAGAUGACCUGCUAUCUACAACUACUACUUAAUAUUUGUGUCCCUGAUAAGUCUGAUGAACAGAUAUAAGAAGAAACUUUCUAAAAAUAGCCUUCUAAAUACACACCAAGUUCCAAAUAAAGAUUAAGCAUGUGAUGGAAUAUUAAUUAUGAAAUUCCCAUAGUAGCUUUCUUAAAUAAAAUAAUGUAUAUAAAAGUGCCUAGAUCAGUAGCUGGCUUUAAAAAUCACAAUGAAAUUUUUCUGUGUAACUAAAGGUCUAUUUUUAUUAAUAAAAACUUUAAGUCUCUGUUUGACUAGCUGAUGUAUUGAUGUCUCUCCCAUGCUUUCUUUUUGCAUUUCACACAUUUUCUACCAAAUUGUGUUGCUCUUAUAGUAAAAGCUAACCAUUAAAAAUAAAGUGCAUUCUCUCCA